UUUCCCAAAAAGAUUCGACUCCCCAAUUUCACAGACUUCCUUUGCUUCUCUACCAUUCUCUCUCUCUCUCUCUCUCAGCUGAGACUCAGAUUGUUGAAGUCACAACAACAACAAAAACAACAUGGGAAACGCCUUAAGAUUCUUGUACGGACACUGUUGCAAUCCUACCACCACAACUGGUGGGGACAAUGGCUCGCUGGGGCCCCACGGCGUCUCCACCGCCACCGUCGGUCUCUCCGCCCUUGCCCAUGACAUCUUCCAAUUUGAGAUCACUUCUCAGGUCCCGGAUGGCCUCAGUAAGCAUGUUGUAUCGUCCAAGAAGGCUCAGGCUAACUGGUACAGAAAACUAGCAGAAGCAUGGAGAGAAGCAAAACCCCCUCCAAAAACAGCUGAAGAGGCAGCUAGGCUGGUCAUCCAAACCUUGAAGAGACACAAAAAGGCAGAUGUUGAGGGCUUGCUGGCUUUCUAUGGUCUGCCUCUUCCUCAUGCCCUUGUUGAGCUCUCUGCUGGGGUCCCAACUUCACUACCUCAAGGAGUAAAGUUUGAAUUGCUAACAUUACCAGUCGAUGCGAAAGCGGUAGCAGAUGGGGACACAGUGACCAUCUAUGUCAGCACAGCCGAACCCCGGGAAUCAUCCUGCGUUCCUAGAGAAGUACAAACGGCCGCAGUUCAAAGAUCCCAAGCGCGUUCUCAGAAGAACUAUGAAAAGGCAGAUGCACUUCACAAACAGAUAAUUGAUUCUGGAUACAGGGUGAUCAAUCUUCAAAACAACGAGGAGGUUCUUGCUCGAAAAUAUCGGAUUCGGUUGAGGGGAAUAGAUGCACCAGAGAGUAAAAUGCCAUAUGGUAAAGAAGCUAAGGAGGAACUGGCCAAGCUUGUUCAGGGAAAGUGUUUGAGAGUCCUUGUCUACGACCAAGAUCGUUAUGGCCGUUCUGUAGGUGAUAUAUAUUCCAACGGCAUAUUCGUACAGGAAAUGAUGCUCAAGAAAGGACUUGCUUGGCAUUACUCGGCCUACGAUCAACGCCCGGAAUUUGCAAGAUGGGAAAAUGAGGCUCGAGGAAAGCGGGUUGGGUUAUGGGCAUCCUCAAACCCUGAGAAGCCAUGGGAAUGGAGAAAGGACAAACGAGACGGCAGAUAAUAACAUUUUACAGGUACAUAUCGGAUCAAGACCAGUAAGGGACCUGAAGCUAUUUGAGGGACUGAGGAGACUGUUGUCAAUAGUUAUUUGUAUCAAUCAUUUAUAGGGUGUUUGGUAUGAGAAUUCAUGUCAUGGUUCGAA
Messenger RNA from Morus notabilis, 1279 nucleotides. Its product is annotated as staphylococcal-like nuclease CAN2. The transcript is spliced from 9 exons. Gene Ontology annotation, molecular function: ATP binding; nuclease activity; aminoacyl-tRNA ligase activity. Lineage: Eukaryota; Viridiplantae; Streptophyta; Magnoliopsida; Rosales; Moraceae. The record is from RefSeq and is a predicted model, not a curated record. Bases 122 to 1138 code for a protein of 338 amino acids. Gene Ontology annotation, biological process: tRNA aminoacylation for protein translation. Gene Ontology annotation, cellular component: cytoplasm.